AUGUCUCACGACGACUCGAACGUGUCCAAAUGGAGGCAAAUAGCAUUGAGUGAAAACACACUUUUUGGGAUGGGCAAUCCCCUGCUCGACAUUUCUGCUGUGGUGGACAAAGACUUUCUUGAUAAGUACGGAUUGAAGCCCAAUGACCAGAUUCUUGCUGAAGACAAACACAAGGCCUUAUUUGAAGAAAUUGUCAAGAGGAGAGAAGUUGAAUAUCACGCAGGCGGUUCGACGCAGAACUCUGUGAAAAUCGCCCAGUGGAUGAUCCAAAAGCCCCACAAGGUGGCGACCUUUUUCGGCUGCAUCGGCACCGACCGUUUCGGCGAGAUCCUGAAAAAGAAGGCCGAGGAAGCGCACGUGGACGCCCGCUACUACGAGCAAAGUGAGGAGCCCACCGGCACUUGCGCCGCCUGCAUCACCGGUGACAACAGGUCGCUUGUGGCCAACCUGGCUGCAGCCCAAUGCUAUAAGAAGGAGCAACACCUGGACCUGGACAGCAACUGGGAGCUGGUGACCAAAGCUAAGGUCUAUUACAUAGCGGGCUUUUUCUUGACGGUGUCCCCGGAAUCCAUGCUUAAGGUGGCCAAGCACGCCUCGCAAAACAAUAAACUCUUCUGCAUGAAUUUGUCGGCGCCAUUCAUCUGCCAGUUUUUCAGCAAAGCCAUGAUGGAGCUCAUGCCAUUCGUGGACAUCCUGUUUGGCAACGAAACGGAGGCGGCCACAUUCGGCAAGCAACUGGGCUUCCAGACGGAUGACGUCGGCGAGAUCGCCAAGAUGGCUCAGAAGCUCCCCAAGGACAACACGUCCAGGCCAAGAGUGGUGGUCUUUACUCAGGGCAAGGAUGACACCGCUGCCACCAUAGGUGAAAAGGUGACCAUGUUUCCCGUCGUGGAUAUCGACCAGAAUGACAUUGUGGACACAAACGGAGCUGGUGAUGCCUUUGUUGGAGGGUUCCUGUCAGCACUGGUCCAGGAGCAUCCCCUGGACGAGUGCAUCAGAGCUGGACACUACGCCGCCAAUGUCAUCAUCCAACGAGUGGGCUGCACCUUCCCGGAGAAGCCCGACUUUAAAUAG
This is a messenger RNA of Nerophis lumbriciformis (worm pipefish), 1074 nucleotides long. The record is from RefSeq and is a predicted model, not a curated record. NCBI's taxonomy places the organism in Eukaryota, Metazoa, Chordata, Actinopteri, Syngnathiformes, Syngnathidae.